AUAUAAGAAGAAUAGCAAGCCGGGGUUACUGUGGAGAGAGAGAGAUUAACCAAAUCCAAAUAUAUAUAAAUGGGAGGGAAUGGAGAGAGAAGAAUUGAAGCAGAAGCUCAAGAAGAAAUGGAAAAUGAUAAUGGAGGAACAGAGUCACAGAUGGGAGAAGAAGAAGUGCAGAAUCAUAUGAGAGAGAAAAAGGUGUCAUGGGAAAAACUACGUCGUGUGGACUCACUCAACUUGGAAGCUGGUCGAGUCACUUUUUCUCGAAUCCACAGCCCCAAUAAUCAUGUAGAUUGGAGGGUAACAUUGACUUUGGCAUUUCAAAGUGUGGGGGUAAUAUAUGGAGACAUAGGGACUUCUCCUCUUUAUGUGUUUUCAAACACUUUCACAGAGGGAAUCCAACACAAUGAAGACAUUUUGGGAGUGUUGUCUCUUAUCAUCUACACCAUUAUCUUCAUUCCCAUGCUUAAGUAUGUUUUCAUUGUCUUGUGGGCCAACGACAAUGGUGAUGGGGGAACAUUUGCACUAUAUUCAUUGAUAUGUAGAUAUGCAAAGGUGAGCUUAAUACCAAAUCAACAGCCAGAGGAUAGAGAACUAUCCAACUACAAAUUGGAAAUACCCACCAACCAGUUCAAAAGAGCUCAAAAGAUUAAAGAGAAGUUGGAGAAUAGCAAAACUGCCCAAUUGGUUCUCUUCCUUAUCACCAUCUUGGGAACUUCCAUGGUCAUUGGAGAUGGGGUUCUAACUCCAUGCAUCUCAGUCCUUUCUGCAGUGAGUGGGAUCUCGGCCUUACAUCAAGAUGCUGCAGUGGGCAUUUCAAUUGCGAUCUUGAUUGUUCUAUUUUGUGUUCAAAGAUUUGGGACUGAUAAAGUGGGAUAUUCAUUUGCACCAAUCAUUAUGUUGUGGUUCUUGUUCAUAAGUGGGAUAGGACUCUAUAACUUGUUCACGUAUGAUGUUAGAGUCUUAAAGGCUUUCAAUCCAAAAUACAUAGUUGAUUACUUUAAAAGAAAUGGCAAGAAAGGAUGGGUAUCUCUUGGUGGAGUUGUUCUCUGCAUUACAGGGACGGAAGCCAUGUUUGCCGAUCUAGGGCACUUCAAUGUUCGAGCAAUCCAGAUUAGCUGCUCUGGAAUUGUGUUUCCUGCAUUACUAGCUGCCUAUAGUGGACAAGCUGCAUACCUUGUCAAAUUCCCACACGAUGUACUCAAUACUUUCUAUGCCUCGAUUCCACAUCCAAUAUACUGGCCAACCUUUGUUAUCGCUGUAGCUGCUGCCAUUAUCGCUAGCCAAGCCAUGAUAUCCGGAGCAUUUGCAAUUAUUUCCCAAUCUUUAACUCUAGGCUGUUUCCCGAGGGUUAAAGUUGUCCACACAUCGGCUAAAUAUGAGGGUCAGGUUUACAUACCACAGAUUAACUACUUACUAAUGAUUGCUUGUGUUAUUGUAACCGCUGCCUUCAAGACCACAACAAAGAUUGGCAAUGCAUAUGGAAUCGCCGUGGUUGCUGUAAUGAUUAUCACAACUUGUAUGCUUACUCUGAUCAUGCUUGUUAUAUGGAAGAUAAGCAUAUGGUGGAUAAUUCUAUUCUUGCUGGUUUUUGGUUCGAUAGAGUGCUUAUAUCUGUCGUCUGUCUUGUUCAAAUUCAUUCAAGGCGGUUACCUCCCGUUGGCUUUUUCAGUUGUUCUAAUGCUGAUAAUGGGGAUGUGGCAUUAUGUAUACAAAAAGCGAUACAUGUUUGAGCUCAACAACAAGGUUUCGAGUGAUUUCAUAAGAGACUUAGCCCUAAAUCCGAAUAUUAAUCGGGUACCUGGGAUUGGACUUUUAUAUUCCGAACUUGUGCAGGGCAUUCCUCCAAUAUUCCGCCAUUUCAUUGACAAUAUACCAUCCAUCCAUUCAGUCUUGGUAUUUGUGUCAAUCAAGUCCAUUCCUAUUAGCAAAGUGGUGAUGGAGGAGAGGUUUUUAUUCCGGCUAGUAGAACCAAGAGACUACCGCAUGUUUCGCUGUGUGGUGAGAUAUGGAUAUAAUGACACGAUUGAAGGACCGGAGGUGUUUGAAAGGCAGCUAUUGGAUCAAUUGAAGGACUUCAUUCGACAUGAACACUUCAUUCGCGAAGGACAACCACCCUUUGAACAAGAAGUCGAGCCGGUGAACAUCCAAUAUUCUAGUCUCUUAGUUAACAAGGAUGCAAAAGUGGAAGAAGAAUCACAACAACAACAACACAACUACCCAACAAGUCGUGUUUCAUCAUUGGGAUCUAGAUCGAUCCAGUCAUUCAAUGUUGCUAAUUCUUCCAACAGAAUCAUCUCCGGACCCAUCCAAGCUGCUGAAGAGGAGAUGCAAUUCGUGCAGAAAGCGAUGGAGAAUGGUGUUGUUUAUCUGUUGGGGGAAGCAGAAGUCCGAGCUGAACAAAACUCAUCCCUCUUCAAGAAAAUUGCUGUCAACUACAUCUAUAGUUUCGUCAGGAAAAACUUUAGCCAAGGGGAGAAAGUACUGGGAAUCCCUCGACGUCGACUCCUCAGGGUUGGAAUGACAUAUGAGAUAUGACACAUUUGAAUUUGUUGAAAAAUGUAAUCCACAACUUGCUAUGAAGUAUAAUUAAGUUGAGUGACAUAUUCAUCUGACAGAAAAUUGUAUAAAAUUAUGUUAUGAAUUUUCACAAGAAUAUGUAAUAUCAUUUACAAGUAUGAGAUACUUUAACUAGAACAUGUUCUAUGUAGUCCUAUAUAAAGUACAAUACAUGGUGAUUAUUGUAGGUGAAA
This is a messenger RNA of Camellia sinensis, 2747 nucleotides long. NCBI's taxonomy places the organism in Eukaryota, Viridiplantae, Streptophyta, Magnoliopsida, Ericales, Theaceae. The record is from RefSeq and is a predicted model, not a curated record.